Mus pahari (shrew mouse) is the source of this 2460-nucleotide messenger RNA. RefSeq names its product solute carrier family 27 member 2 (gene Slc27a2). The transcript is spliced from 10 exons. Bases 301 to 2163 code for a protein of 620 amino acids. Gene Ontology annotation, cellular component: peroxisomal membrane; endoplasmic reticulum; endoplasmic reticulum lumen. Gene Ontology annotation, molecular function: long-chain fatty acid transmembrane transporter activity; fatty acid transmembrane transporter activity; phytanate-CoA ligase activity. Lineage: Eukaryota; Metazoa; Chordata; Mammalia; Rodentia; Muridae. Gene Ontology annotation, biological process: bile acid biosynthetic process; long-chain fatty acid import into cell; very long-chain fatty acid catabolic process. The record is from RefSeq and is a predicted model, not a curated record.
AUCUCACCUGACCUCAGACGCUGAACACAAGUGCUGUGGCAUCCUGGGCCACCCAGGCUGACAGGAGCGGGCCCCCUGAGCGCACGAGGAGCCCCACGAGGGGGCGGGACCCACGGCCGUCCCGCCCGCACAGCGCGCCACAGGCACCUGCAGCCGAGCCGCCACCCGCAGUCGCAGCGCGUCCGGAGGCCGAGCCCAGUCGCCAGCUCCUGCUCUGCUCCUCUCCCGCCUGCCGCCGCGCUGCACGCCUCGAGCGCUCCCUCGGCCCCGGCGGGGACCGGGGACCCCGCAGCUGCCGCCAUGCUGCCAGUGCUCUACACCGGCCUGGCGGGGCUGCUACUGCUGCCUCUGCUGCUCACCUGCUGCUGCCCCUACCUCCUCCAGGACGUGCGGUACUUCCUGCUGCUGGCCAACAUGGCCCGGCGGGUGCGCAGCUACCGGCAGCGGCGACCCGUGCGUACCAUCCUGCAGGUCUUCCUGGAGCAAGCGCGCAAGACCCCGCACAAGCCCUUCCUGCUGUUCCGAGACGAGACACUCACCUACGCCCAGGUGGACAGGCGCAGCAACCAAGUGGCGCGGACGCUGCACGAUCAACUGGGCCUGCGACAGGGGGAUUGCGUGGCCCUCUUCAUGGGCAAUGAGCCGGCCUAUGUGUGGAUCUGGCUGGGACUGCUCAAACUGGGCUGUCCCUUGUCGUGCCUCAACUACAACAUCCGUGCCAAGUCUCUGCUGCACUGCUUUCAAUGCUGCGGGGCGAAGGUGCUGCUGGCCUCCCCAGAUCUACAAGAAGCCGUGGAGGAGGUUCUUCCAACCCUGAAAAAGGAUGGCGUGUCCGUCUUUUACGUAAGCAGAACUUCUAACACAAAUGGUGUGGACACCAUCCUGGACAAAGUCGACGGGGUGUCAGCCGAACCCACCCCAGAGUCGUGGAGGUCUGAAGUCACUUUUACCACGCCGGCAGUAUACAUUUAUACUUCCGGUACCACAGGUCUUCCAAAAGCUGCAACCAUUAAUCAUCAUCGCCUAUGGUAUGGGACAGGCCUUGCUAUUUCGAGUGGAAUGAAUGCCCAUGAUGUCAUCUACACCACAAUGCCCCUAUACCACAGUGCAGCGCUCAUGAUUGGCCUUCAUGGAUGCAUCGUGGUUGGGGCUACUUUAGCUUUGCGGAGCAAAUUCUCAGCCAGCCAGUUUUGGGACGACUGCAGGAAAUACAACGCCACUGUCAUUCAGUACAUCGGUGAACUGCUUCGGUACCUGUGCAACACACCUCAGAAACCAAAUGACCGGGACCACAAAGUGAAAAAAGCAUUGGGAAAUGGCUUACGAGGGGAUGUGUGGAGAGAGUUCAUCAAGAGAUUUGGGGACAUUCACGUGUAUGAGUUCUACGCAUCCACUGAAGGCAACAUUGGAUUUGUGAACUAUCCUAGGAAAAUCGGCGCUGUCGGGAGAGCAAACAGCCUACAAAGAAAAGUUGCAAGGUAUGAGCUGAUCAAGUAUGACGUGGAGAAGGACGAGCCGGUCCGUGAUGCAAAUGGAUAUUGCAUCAAAGUCCCCAAAGGUGAGGUUGGACUCUUGGUUUGCAAAAUCACACAGCUCACACCAUUUAUUGGCUAUGCUGGAGGAAAGACCCAGACAGAGAAGAAAAAACUCAGAGAUGUUUUUAAAAAAGGAGACAUCUACUUCAACAGCGGAGACCUCCUAAUGAUCGAUCGUGAAAACUUCGUCUAUUUUCACGACAGAGUUGGAGAUACAUUCCGGUGGAAAGGAGAGAACGUAGCUACCACGGAAGUCGCUGACAUCGUAGGACUGGUAGAUUUUGUUCAAGAAGUGAAUGUGUAUGGCGUGCCUGUGCCAGGUCAUGAGGGUCGAAUUGGGAUGGCCUCCAUCAAGAUCAAAGAAAACUACGAGUUCAAUGGAAAGAAACUCUUUAAGCACAUCGCAGAGUACCUGCCCAGUUACGCGAGGCCUCGGUUCCUGAGGAUACAAGAUACCAUUGAGAUCACUGGGACUUUUAAACACCGCAAAGUGACCCUGAUGGAAGAGGGCUUCAAUCCCACAGUCAUCAAGGAUACCUUGUAUUUCAUGGACGAUUCAGAGAAAACAUUUGUGCCCAUGACCGAGAACAUUUACAAUGCCAUAAUUGAUAAAACUCUGAAGCUCUGAAUAGCCACCGGUGGUUAGCUCAUAACAUUUCCAGAAACUCAAUAGACCUAGCAGAGCCACUUCAUAUGUAUAAUCCAACUUUAGUUUGAUUGAAGACUAUAAGGUGCAAUUUUUUUUAGGAAAUUAUUCAUUAAAAGGACAGUUUUUUUUUUUAAUUACACCUGAACCUUUACAAGUAAAAAGAUUUAGAGACAAUUAUUUUUCAAUGUGCACCUGCCAUUUGUCCUUGCUAACUAAGCUUCUUGGAGAGAGGGCCUUAUUUUUUUAAAGACAUAAUAAACUCUAUUAACACUAACA